UUCUGAUACCGAGGAGGGAUUAGUGAGAAACACCCCGGGACGACAUCGGCUCCAGAGUUUGUCGGCCACCGGGUAUCACAGUUUUCUCCGAACAGAGGAUAGCCUUUACUAUUUUCAACACUUCGGAGAUUUAGGGAUGAACUGAGGAUGAAUGUAAACCAGCACACUCCAAUGGCCUCUCCAUACGGCCAGCCCCAGCCUGGCUACAGCCAGCCCGGCUACACUCCCCUGGAUGGAGGUUACCCCGCCCCCUACCCACCCUACAACGGCCCUGCUUCAGCUUACCAGCCUGGGGUUCCGCCACAAGGUCCUGCCAGGGGUCCUCCCACCUCUGGACCCCCGCCGGUCUCAGCGCCUCAACAAUAUAAUCAGUACAGUCACAGUCAAGGGGAUAUGCAGAAUGGACCCCCACCUAUGACGCAAGCGCCACCCAGGCCUGCCGCUUCGCAGCCAUACAACCAGGGAGCUAUGAACCUGUCAGGGCCGCACCCCAGCUAUCCCCAACACUACGGGCCCCAACCCACAGUACAGCAGGUGACCAACCAGAUGACUGGGAUGCAGAUCACCUCCGGACCACCAACCCCAGCAGGGCCAGGAUAUGUUCCACCUCACAGCUCCCAGCCUCCUGUCAGUACCGCCUACUCAGCCGCACCUCAGCCCUCCUACACCCAAGCUCCUCCCCCCACGUCCUCCGCUCCCACCCAGCCACCACCUCCAAGCGGCCCUGCAACUUCUCAGCAAUACUACGGAGGCCCACUGCCUCCUUCGCAACAGCCAUUCAACUCUUCUCUUCCCCCUACCUCUCAACAGCAGUUCACCUCCUCUGCGCCGCCGCCUCCUUCCUCUCAGCAAACCUUUCCUCCCUCCUCCUACUCGGGUCCCAUGCCUCCACCCAGCCAAGCUCCUGCUCCCCCAGCGUCCCAGCCACAGCAGUCCUUCCCCCCAUCCCAGCCCCCCUUCUCCUCAGCACCUCCACCUGUCAGCCAGCCUGCCUUCAUCUCCGGUCCGCCUCCCCCAGCCCAGGGCUCCUUCCAACCUCGAGCACCCCCUCCUUCCUCUCAGCCUGGAUCUUUCCCUCCUCCUGGUCCUCUUCCAACCUCAACUCCCUCCGGCCAAUACCCAGGCCCAAUGCCACCCCAGCAGCAGCCCCCUCCAUCCCAACCACCCCCGUAUCACUCAGGUCCACCUCCUCCCAGAGCUCAGAUGCCUCCCACUUCUAUGGCUCAGAGCAACCACCUGCCUCCAGGACCGCAAGGCCCACCGGGCCCCCCUGGGCCCCUGCAGCAGCCUCCAUCUCAGCCUGGCAUGCAGGGAGGAUACCCUCCUCAGCAGAAUGGUGCGUUUGGGCAGGUGAGAGGCCCUCAGCCUGGCUAUGCAGGCCCUUAUCCCGGGCAACCAAACUACGGAGCCCCUGCACCAGCACCGGCUCCUGCUCCACCUGCACAGAAAAGACUUGACCCAGAUGCCAUUCCCAGCCCGAUCCAGGUAAUAGAGGAUGACAAGGCUAAGAGCACCGAGCCAUUCACCACAGGGGUCAGAGGUCAGGCCCCACCGCUGGUCACCACCAACUUUCAGGUCAAAGACCAAGGGAACGCCAGUCCCAGGUUUGUCCGCUGUACGGCGUACAAUAUGCCUUGCACAGCCGAUAUGGCCAAGCAGUCUCAAGUGCCACUGGCCGCCGUCAUCAAGCCCCUCGCCACGCUGCCGCCAGAUGAGACCCCUCCGUACCUGGUGGACCAUGGCGAGGGCGGUCCAAUCCGGUGCAACCGCUGCAAGGCCUACAUGUGUCCCUACAUGCAGUUCAUAGAGGGAGGUCGCCGCUUCCAGUGUGGGUUUUGCAGCUGCGUCACAGAGGUGCCUCCACAUUACUUCCAGCAUCUGGACCACACUGGGAAGAGGGUGGACUGUUACGACAGGCCGGAGCUCUCGCUGGGCAGCUACGAGUUCCUGGCCACUGUCGACUACUGUAAGAACAACAAGCUUCCUCAGCCUCCAGCCUUCAUCUUCCUCAUCGACGUGUCCUACAACGCUGUGAAGAGCGGCAUGGUCAGCAUCGUCUGCCAGGAACUCAAGACCCUUCUAGACUACCUGCCCAGGGAGAACCCAGAGAUGGACUCCGUGGUGCGGGUGGGUUUCGUCACCUACAACAAGGUUUUGCACUUCUACAACGUCAAGGGGAGCCUGGCGCAGCCCCAGAUGCUGGUGGUGUCGGACGUAUCGGACAUGUUCGUGCCCCUGCUCGACGGCUUCCUGGUCAACGUCAACGAGAGCCGGCUAGUUAUCGAGAGUUUACUGGACCAGAUCCCAGAGAUGUUUGCAGACACCAGGGAGACGGAGACGGUCUUUGGACCCGUGAUCCAGGCAGGACUGGAGGCACUGAAGGCUGCGGACUGUGCAGGGAAGCUGUUUGUGUUUCACACCUCUCUGCCCAUCGCCGAGGCUCCUGGGAAAUUAAAGAACAGAGAAGACAAGAAGCUGAUCGGGACGGAUAAGGAGAAGUCUCUGUUUCAGCCUCAGGUGGGUUUCUACAGCACCCUCGCUAAGGAGUGUGUAGCCCAGGGCUGCUGCGUAGAUCUCUUCCUCUUCCCCAACCAGUACGUGGAUGUUGCCACGUUAGGGGUGGUUCCCGUCUCCACCGGAGGUUCAGUCUACAAAUACACCUACUUCCAGGCUCAGUCAGAUCAGGAGCGGUUCCUGAACGACCUCAGACGAGACGUCCAGAAACUAGUCGGGUUCGAUGCCGUCAUGAGGGUGCGAACCAGCACAGGUAUCCGGGCGACUGACUUCUUCGGCUCCUUCUUCAUGAGCAACACCACAGAUGUGGAGCUGGCAGGCCUGGACUGUGACAAGGCCAUCACCGUCGAGUUCAAGCACGACGACAAGCUCAGCGAGGAGACAGGGGCGCUCAUGCAGUGCGCCGUGCUGUACACCAGCUGCAGCGGACAGAGGCGUCUCCGCAUCCACAACAUGGCCGUCAACUGUUGCUCUCAGCUGGCUGACCUCUACCGCAACUGUGAGACCGACACAAUCAUCAACUUCUUCUCCAAAUACGCUUUCCGUGGCAUCCUGAACAACCCCACUAAGGCGGUGAGAGACACUCUGGUCAACCAGUGCGCUCAGAUUCUGGCCUGCUACCGGAAGAACUGCGCGAGCCCCUCAUCAGCUGGUCAGCUCAUCCUCCCAGAGUGCAUGAAGCUGUUACCGGUCUAUCUGAACUGCGUGCUGAAGAGCGACGUGCUGCUGCCGGGAGCCGACGUCUCGUUGGACGACCGGGCUUACCUGAGGCAGCUGAUCAGCUGCAUGGACGUCGCAGAGACACACGUCUUCUUCUACCCCCGCCUGCUGCCACUGAUGAAGUUGGAGGGCGGGUCGUUGCCGGUGGCGGUGAGGGACUCGGAGGAGAGGCUGUCGAAAGGUGGCGUUUACCUCCUGGAGACGGGGCUCCACCUCUUCCUGUGGGUGGGAGCCAGCGCUCAGCAGGAGCUGCUGCUCAACAUCUUUGGCACGCCGAGCUUCAGCCAGAUCGACCCGAGCAUGACAAGUCUGCCAGUGCUGGAUAAUCCCUUCUCUCAGAGACUCCGAGAGAUCGUCGACUCCUUCAGAGCGCAGCGAUCACGAUACAUGAAGCUGAUGGUGGUGAAACAGGAAGACAGAGCUGAGCUGAUAUUCAGGCACUUCCUGGUCGAGGACAAGUGCGCCAGCGGGGGAGCGUCAUACGUGGACUUCUUGUGUCACAUGCACAAGGAGAUCCGCCAGCUUCUCAGCUAGGCCACCCCCCCACCCCCCACCCCCCUAUCUGAAAUUCCCAUGUUCACCUGUAUGACUCCCCACCACUGACCCCUGCCUGGUUCACCCCUCCUUGUGAAAGAAAGAAAGAAAGCGCUUUAUCUUUUUUUUUUCUUUUUUUUUUCUUUUUUUUUAAAAACCUAAUAAACUAAAGCUCUCCUUACUGUCUGCCACAGACCAGCUGGCAGAUCUACUGUCGUGUGAGUGGUAAUGUGUGUGCAUGUGUGUGUGAGAGUGUGUGUGAGCGAGCGAGCGAGAGAGAGAGAGAGAGAGAGAGAGAGAGAGGAUCCGAUGUUAAUAGAGCUUUACUCUGCCUCAAAUCUCCUGCUCCAACACAGCAGGAGCAGAAUAACUGACGAGGGAGGGUAAUGUGUAUAUACACACGUGAACAAUUAUGUAUGCAACAGACUGAUCGAGUGACGGGGGGGGGCGACUGAUGUUGACUGUAGUCGGUGUACUGUCUGUAUUACUAGCACUGAAAGGCUGUUUUGGGUGCAGAAAUGACCCUCAGAUAGCAAAACACUUUUUAUAUGAUUGAAUCCCAAUAGAGUGAAGGACAUCUACAUACCAAGACAUAAUGGAAUUAAAUAAAUGCUGUUCUUUCUGUAUCUUCUCCCCUUUAAUCAUGGCCUUAGUAUCCCCUCCCCAUGCUGCUCCAAUCAUCCAUAAUGUGUGCGUGCGUGUGUGUGUUUGUUUCCAGAUGUGAGGGGAUUCGUUGCCCACUGCCCAACUCUUGUUUUCCAGGUGUGAGCAUCUGAAUUUAAGCCCUAGAUUAAAAGCUCGAGCUGGAGUCUGGUGAGUUCUCACCUGCGGAAAUGAUUUAAAAUCUAAACUCUGGUUUCAGCGUCCACAGAUAAACUGAAAAUAAAGGUGCACUGACAACCAGUCAUUACAGUAAUUGGUAUAAUCCAGAUUUGUUCCAAUCAGCUUCAGUUGAGUUUUCUUUGUUGAUGCGAACAUCUGGCUCCAAUGUUUGGCCUCGGAUGAACCAGAUGUGCAUUUGAAAUUGCUGUCAUGAUUCUGUUUAUGAGAGUUUAAAGUCUAUGCAGCACUGUGCGAGGCCAGAGAUGAAAUAAUAAAAAAAUAAAAUAAAAUAAAAAAAAUCAAGGAAGGGUGUGAACUUUUGAUGUCAGCUUCACAGUGAUGGGAAAUUGAUCAGUUUCUGUGGAUCAUUCUGUCUGUUGACGGCGUGUAUGUGCUGCAGACUUUAAAAUAAUCAGAAGUUUUGAUUUCCAAAAAUGUAUUAAAAACAAAAUGUGAGUUCCAGCAGACAGAAGUGAGCACAGAAGGACAGCGGAAAACUGGACAUCAGUUAAUGUUUGCAAACUUUUGAGUUGUAUCCACACUGACGAUGUUCGGUGUGUAAAUAAAAUAUAUAAUCUGUACAGAAUUAAUAGAAAAUUACAAUUUUAAAGACCUGCCUGAGCAGCUGUGGUUUGUUGGUGGUUGGUUUCUCUAUCACAGAAGCCGCAAUAUGAAGUUACGGCUUUUACUGAAGGAGGAAGACGCAGAGGCUUGCUUUGUGGUAUGCUUGUGUGUGUGUGUGUGUGUGUGUGUGUGUGCGUGCGUGCGUGCGUGCGUG
This is a messenger RNA of Seriola dumerili (greater amberjack), 5368 nucleotides long. RefSeq names its product SEC24 homolog C, COPII coat complex component (gene sec24c). The transcript has 23 exons. Bases 148 to 3768 code for a protein of 1206 amino acids. Gene Ontology annotation, molecular function: SNARE binding; zinc ion binding. The record is from RefSeq and is a predicted model, not a curated record. Lineage: Eukaryota; Metazoa; Chordata; Actinopteri; Carangiformes; Carangidae. Gene Ontology annotation, cellular component: COPII vesicle coat; endoplasmic reticulum exit site. Gene Ontology annotation, biological process: COPII-coated vesicle cargo loading; endoplasmic reticulum to Golgi vesicle-mediated transport; intracellular protein transport.